UGAACUAUCAGAUCCAACUUGAGAAGAGAAGGCAGGACACUGCACAAUUCUGCAAACAAUUUAGAGGAAGAUUUCAGCAGUUUAGAGCAACAGCAGAAAUGAAGACAACACUGGCAGCUCUGACUCUCUGCCUGAUGGUGCUCAUGGCUACAAGUUUCCCUGUUGAGAGGAAAGGACCCUCAAGCUCUGGUGCUACUAAGGAGAAGCGUGUCCAGUAUGCAGCGUGGGAUGAUGUUAACGUCAUUGCCCAUGGCCUCCUGCAACUGGGCCAGGGGCUGAAAGAGCAUGUGGACAAGACUAAAGUCCAGAUGAGGGACCUGUCGAGCAAACUGAAAGUCUUCAAUCGCACUGUGAACGAACUAGGGAAGGAAAGUCAGAGGCUGCGAGCAGAAGGUGAGGCUCUGAAAGCUCGGGCCCAGGGACUGGAGGACAGAGAGGGGCAGGUGCUGAAUGUCACUGCUGAGCUGAGGGAGAAGGCAGAGGAGAUGCAGCAGGAGAGAAGGACCAUGAGUGAAAGAAUCAGCCGGCUGGAGGAGAAGGUGGACAGCAUGCUGCAGGGAGACGGGGUGCUGUCUGACAUGACUGCUGGUGCCAAAAAUAGCAGUGAUGCUCACAACAUCCAGCUCAUGCUGGAGGCCCAGAACAGACGAAUUGAUGAUCUGAUGGAGCGCAUCAGACUCCAGCAGGAGAAGCUUGACAAACAGAGCGUGCGCAUCAGGACCCUGCAAAGUGAAAUCCAGCAGUCAAGACAGAAAGCCUCCCCGCGGAGCAGCAACACCGACAGCUCCGUGCAGAGCGGCGUCGCGGAGCAGCGCGACUCGCCAGCCGAGACGGCAUCGGACUGCCACGAGCUGUUCAUGAGAGGAGAGACCACCAGCGGGGUGUACACCAUCCAGCCGACAAACUCAGAGCCCUUUGAAGUCUUCUGUGAGAUGACGGCCGACGGUGGAUGGACAGUGAUUCAAAGGCGCCAAGAUGGUUCAGUGGACUUUGACCAGCUGUGGCAGGCCUACGAGAAAGGCUUUGGCAACCUGAAUGGAGAGUUCUGGUUAGGUUUGGAGAGGAUUUACUCUAUAGCUAAAGAUGGUGGCUACAUCCUCAACAUCAGGCUCUCUGACUGGGUGGAUGACCUCACAACUGUCCGUCUCCCAUUCCAACUGGGUGGACAGGAAACCAAAUAUUCUCUCCAGAUUCAGAAGGCUGGCACUUUCAGUACCCUCGAGAGCUCCCUGGCGGCUGACGCCUCUGGUAUCCCUUUUUCCACCCAUGACCAGGACAAUGACCAGAAAAGUGACACCAACUGUGCCAAGCACCUCUCUGGUGGUUGGUGGUUCAGUAACUGCGGGCGCGCCAACUUAAAUGGCAGAUAUUUCCAGAGUCCUCCUCCCAAGCAGCGGCACCAGAGAAAGCAGGGCAUCUUCUGGAAGACUUGGAGGGGCCGUUACUAUCCUCUGAAAUCCAGUAUGAUGAUGAUUGCUCCCACCGCAGCUGAGAGCAAGCCAUAAAGAAUAGAAAGAGACAAAAGCAAGCAGGGAGUAAGAAGCAGGAGUAUUGGUUGAUGAGGUUAGAGGUUGCCAUUUCCUUGGUUGUCUCCCUAUGGGGAUUUAAUCUAAGAGCUAUAGCCCUCAGAACAAGACUGCUCUGUUCUGCAAAGAAGAUGAGCAGAUUCCUUCCCUGCAUUGAAAGCCACAGACGAGACAAAGCUAAAAUGUGCAAUGGAAAAAUGUCUUCAUACAUUGUACCAUGGAAGUUUCUUUCUUCUGGUAUGUAGCAGAUGCUUCCAGUCAACAGAGCGUCACACAGCGAGUCCCAGCCUGUCCAGUGUGCUGUAAGCAAUGAAGCAGUUCCAACAUGUCCAGACUCCUCACCACAUGUGAGGUGUCAGUUGUGUAUGUGGCCUAUUGAUGAGUUUGAAUGUAGCAAGGACUGUCAGCUAAAAAA
Molecule: messenger RNA, 1941 nt
Organism: Archocentrus centrarchus (flier cichlid)
Lineage: Eukaryota; Metazoa; Chordata; Actinopteri; Cichliformes; Cichlidae
Gene: angptl4
Product: angiopoietin-like 4
Exons: 7
Coding region: 99-1505 (468 amino acids)
Biological process (GO): platelet aggregation; positive regulation of heterotypic cell-cell adhesion; blood coagulation
Cellular component (GO): fibrinogen complex
Molecular function (GO): protein-macromolecule adaptor activity; extracellular matrix structural constituent
Source: RefSeq, a predicted model, not a curated record